AUGCCUUCUCCUCAACCACGUAAAAAAUCAAGAUCUGACACAAGUGGAGGUGUGGAGAGAAGAUCCACUGAGCAAAAUCCGCCUCAUCAUGCCCAAACUGAAGGCACAAACUUUGAGAAGUCUAAGUUUGCAUCUGUAAAGAAAGAAUCGGAUGGAUUUCCUUUCCGUGGCACUCAAUAUGGGCAACCACCAUGCCAGAACACUAGACUGAAAUCACCAGUGGCUUGUCCUCAAUCACGUAACAAAUUGAAAACUAGCACAAGAUCAGGUGAUCGGUCUCAAGGGACAAACUUUGGUAAAUCUAAAAUGGCAGCUGUCAAGAAAGAAUUGGAUGAGGAUGUGGAUGGUACCUCCCCCAACACAAAUGGAGCUCUGAAAGAAGCUGAUAAAUUUGCCUCAGAAAAUCCCUUUUUCACAGUCAAAGUGAGGCCGGGAAUUCAAUCUAGACCGUCGUAAGAGAGUACUUCGAUAACAAGACACAGAUUGUGAAGUUACGGUGUGGAAAGAAAGUGUGGCCUAUCAAGUUCCUAUGUUAUCCACACAACUCUGC
This is a messenger RNA of Gastrolobium bilobum, 550 nucleotides long. RefSeq lists its product as uncharacterized. Lineage: Eukaryota; Viridiplantae; Streptophyta; Magnoliopsida; Fabales; Fabaceae. Bases 1 to 456 code for a protein of 151 amino acids. The record is from RefSeq and is a predicted model, not a curated record. The transcript has 4 exons.